Molecule: messenger RNA, 996 nt
Organism: Phragmites australis (common reed)
Lineage: Eukaryota; Viridiplantae; Streptophyta; Magnoliopsida; Poales; Poaceae
Product: E3 ubiquitin-protein ligase BIG BROTHER-like
Exons: 7
Coding region: 160-684 (174 amino acids)
Biological process (GO): protein ubiquitination; negative regulation of organ growth
Molecular function (GO): ubiquitin conjugating enzyme binding; ubiquitin-protein transferase activity
Source: RefSeq, a predicted model, not a curated record
CACGCUCACGUCGGUUGAAUAAAAGCUUCUGGAGUAGCACAUACACAGUUGGUUAGAGAGAGGGGAGAGGGAGAGGGAGGCGGCAGCGGCGCCAUCGAUCACUCUGUUCUUCUCCGCUGAUCCAGAGGUAGGAGGCAAGGGAGGUGCCAUAUUCCAUCAAUGGCGACUCCCACCACCUAUUCUGUCCGCGUCUCCUCAGAGACUCACAAAAUCGAGGCCUGGUUGGCGUCUGACGAAACUCUGGCUAGGCAGCUGCAGGAGGAGGAGAACUCGCGUGACGCUGCCGCCACGAGAGAACUCGCCGGUAACGUGUCCUUGGAGCCAUCGUCACCGGCUGUUGAGUACAGGCCAGGACAAAAUGCAGCUCAGGUUACGAGGGAAGACAAUGUUGACCCGGAUAAUAUGUCGUAUGAGCAACUACAAGCAAUGGGGGAAGCAGUAGGAACUGAGUCCAGAGGAUUGUCUGAUGACCUGAUAUGCUAUCUGGUGCCAUUUAAGCACAAGUGCAACUUCUUCUCCAGGAAAAAGAACAGUGAGGAAUGUGUGAUCUGCAAAACGACCUAUAAAAGCAGGCAGAGGCUGAUAAGAUUGCCAUGUAGCCACUGUUAUCAUGCAGGUUGCAUAACCCGCUGGCUUAAGAUCAACAAGGCAUGCCCAAUCUGCAACGAGGAGGUAUUUGGAUGAACUACCAAGGCUCCUGGCAAAUGCUGCAGCUUCAUCGUUGCACUGUGUUUUCAGAACGCGUUGGGCUCAUAGCCUCAUAUGGCCCAAUACUAUGCGAGUCUAGUUGGCCUCGUGUGCUUAAGGAAACUGUCUUUUGGUUCACAAGUUCGCACGUACUGCUAAUUGAAGCAGGUCAUGUUUGAUGAUGCGCCUAUCCAGCCUAGUUUUAUCACAAAUUGAUAAAUCUGUGUGGGUAUUUUGGUACUUUGGUUGCCAGUUUUCUGACAAUGCAACUAAGCAGGAGUAGUUCAGUAGAAUGAUAUGCUUGUCUCU